This is a messenger RNA of Populus euphratica (Euphrates poplar), 1180 nucleotides long. The record is from RefSeq and is a predicted model, not a curated record. NCBI's taxonomy places the organism in Eukaryota, Viridiplantae, Streptophyta, Magnoliopsida, Malpighiales, Salicaceae.
AUGUUUCCGACUGAUGGAAACAGUACCAGCCUGAACCCAGAAGCACCUGAGUUCUUUCCUCAUAGUUACCCUGAAAACGAUAUGGUUGCACCUUCGCAUAAUGUUGUUAACUAUAGUGACCAAGAUCUCCCAAACUUCUCGUUUUUUCCUGCAAUAAAUCAAAACCCAUCUUCUUAUUACUACUACCACUGCUACUCUACAUCAGGGCCAUCUUCUCAUCCUUAUCCUUACUAUACUGACACCGAUUAUCAAUAUCCUAGCAAUGCACAGUACUGUGUUGCUUAUGCUCACAACCAUAACCUCUUGGUCUCUACAGUACUGACCAAGCCAAGCCCUAUCAUGGCAGUCUCUGAGGAAACGAAAAUGGUGCAAGCCCAAGAUGAGCCCAAAAAGGACAUGCAACAGUUGGUGCCUGCAAGGGUUAGCACAGGAAGUAAAAAGAGAGGAGAGAGUAGCAGAUAUGUUGGUUCUUUUAAUGGGAGAGAAGGGAGGUAUAAAGGGCACGAAAAAAAACAUGCCAAGAAGGAAGAUUUGAGAGCCAAGUCUAGUGGAAGUAGUAGAAAUCGCGAGAGGCAAUAUUCUUCAACCGGAAGGAAUGUGAGAUCUUGUGGUGGUGCCAAUUCUAGGCAGAAGCAUUCUGUGUUCCCUGUGCUACCCGAUGGCCAAGAUACCACAGUUAUGAUCAGGAACAUUCCCAAUAGAUACACCCGUGAAAUGUUAAUGGAAUUCCUUGACAGGCAUUGCAAGAUGGAGAAUGAAAAGGCAAAAAAGCAUCAAAAUUCUGACUCUGCCAGGGAGGCAAUUGUGUCAGCUUUCGAUUUCCUGUAUCUGCCUAUCGACUUCGAAAGAGAGGCCAACAAAGGCUAUGCUUUUGUUAACUUCACAGAUGCAAGAGCUGCGUGGAAGUUUUACCUUUCCACCAACCAUCAAGCAUGGGAUGUUUUCCAGUCCAGCAAGAUACGUGAGAUAGCCUGUGCUAGGCUCCAGGGCAAGGAGCAGCUAGUGAGGCAUUUUGAGAAGUCAACUUUUGAAUGCGACUCUGAUGAGUAUUUACCGGUAAGUUUCAGCCCAGCCAGGGAUGGUUCAAGGGCAAUGGUGGAGCAAAGGUCAAUGGGUAGACGCAUUAGUAACAAAUCUAGCUAUGCGGCGUAGCUAUUAGAUUUGGUGACCAGGACGUGAC